UAUUUUCCAGCCCAGCAGAGGACACGAGUGGAGGUGCGGUCCAGGAGCGUGAGCCGGCACCAAUCAUGCCGCUUGCAUUGCUGGUACCGACCCGUCCCCACCAGUCCAGUCUAUAAGAGCGACGGGAUCACGGAAACCUGUUCACCGCUGCGCCGCCUCACUAUUGACUGUCGGAUUCCCCACUCGCCGGCGACAACCGCCGCGCCCGAUCCGUCUGCUAGGUCUUGCACCUCCGGGCUCUGGCCAUGGCUGCCGAAGCUGGCCCAAUCUCCAAGGUCCUCAUCGUCCGAUGCAGACGGAGGCGAUGCCGCUCGUCCACAAGUUCAAGCUCGUCGAGGCGCCCGCCCACGAAUCCACAUUUCCUAAAGGUGCCCCAUGGGUUAGGUACCAUGGCAACUACAAAGGCCUCCACAUUGACCUUGUAUUGCCUGGAAAGGAUGCUGUUUUAGGAGUCGACAGUGUUGGUACGGUAUCGGCAGCUCUUUUGACUAGUUUUUCCAUUCAAACAUUGAAGCCAGACCUUAUCAUUAAUGCUGGCACUGCUGGUGGCUUCAAGGCCAAAGGGGCAAGCAUUGGAGAUGUAUUCCUGGCAUCAGAUGUUUCAUUCCAUGACAGGAGGAUACCAAUACCUGUUUUUGACAUGUAUGGAAUUGGAGCACGGAAAACUUCUGCAGUUCCUAAUAUCUUGAAGGAACUCAAUUUGAAGAUUGGCAAAUUGUCGACUGGGGAUUCUCUGGAUAUGUCUCCCCAGGAUGAGAAGGUGAUACUGAGCAAUGAUGCUACAGUAAAGGAUAUGGAGGGAGCUGCUGUGGCAUAUGUCGCCGACAUGUUUUCAACGCCAGCGAUCUUUGUGAAAGCCGUGACUGAUAUCGUGGAUGGGGAGAAGCCAACAUCUGAGGAGUUUCUGCAGAACCUGAUUGCCGUGACGGCGGCACUGGACCUGGCAGUCACCAAAGUGGUGGAUUUCAUCAGCGGGAAACGCAUCUCUGAUCUUUGAAGGCUGUCAUGAAAUCCGACACCCCCACUGCUCUGAUGCACGAUGCUAGGCUACGAACAAUACAACAUUGGGUCAACGAUUUUUUGUGAGGUGUUUUCUAUGUGAGGUUAAACCUUCUUAACCCUGUGUACAAAAUUCCUGCCAAUUGCUAUGGGCCGGCCAUAGCGUGGAAUUUUGUAGAAUAAUUUGCAAAAUGUAUUUUGUGGUGCAAAUAUCGAUAUAUAAUAAUAUGCUGGGGGACGGGAUCCCCGUGGGAUUAGAUGAAAGACCGUGUGACUGUGCCUCACUGAACCAUGAUUCCCUUUUUUGUCCAGGGCGGACCUAGGUAGUGCCUAGUGAGGAUACGGAGGUGUCCUACUCCUAAUCCAGAUGUUGGAACGGGGAUGUUUGGAGCAACGUGGACUCGGGGCCAAGAAAGGAGCAGUGUCAGUCUUGUCAUUGUUGUCUAAGGGUGUGUUUAGUUUACUUUUGGCUUUAACUUUUGCUUCGUAAAAGCCAAAAGCUAAAUUAAAAAGCUGGAUCUAGAAAGCAGUUUUUUCUGAAAACUGACUUUCUCGUAUUAUAAAAUUGAAAGCAUGGGAUUUUCUUU
Zea mays is the source of this 1586-nucleotide messenger RNA. RefSeq lists its product as uncharacterized. The record is from RefSeq and is a predicted model, not a curated record. Bases 290 to 997 code for a protein of 235 amino acids. The transcript is spliced from 8 exons. Lineage: Eukaryota; Viridiplantae; Streptophyta; Magnoliopsida; Poales; Poaceae. Gene Ontology annotation, biological process: nucleoside metabolic process. Gene Ontology annotation, molecular function: methylthioadenosine nucleosidase activity.